Molecule: messenger RNA, 1350 nt
Organism: Cyphellophora europaea CBS 101466
Lineage: Eukaryota; Fungi; Ascomycota; Eurotiomycetes; Chaetothyriales; Cyphellophoraceae
Exons: 1
Coding region: 1-1350 (449 amino acids)
Biological process (GO): tRNA dihydrouridine synthesis
Cellular component (GO): cytoplasm
Molecular function (GO): tRNA dihydrouridine synthase activity
Source: RefSeq, a predicted model, not a curated record
AUGUCGGCAGCCUCCAGCACGGCCGCAGGUGAGGCGAACGAGGAAGCCACUACCCAGCGAACAACCUCCCCUCUGAACCAUGACACACCCCAUGUUCCCAUCCCAAGACGAGGUGUCGAUUACAGAGGGAAGAUCGUUCUGGCGCCCAUGGUCCGCUCCGGCGAACUUCCUUCACGUCUUCUUGCGCUCAAGUAUGGUGCUGACCUUGUCUGGGGCCCGGAGACAGUCGAUCGCUCAAUGAUUGGAUGCACCAAGAGGACAAACCCUAGAACAGGCUGUCUAGAAUGGUCACGGUCGGCCCACGAUCGGGAGACGGUCCUGUACCGCAUUGAUCCGUCCCGGGAAAGUGGCAGGCUCAUCUAUCAGAUCGGAACAAACUCGCCGGAACGCGCUGUAGAGGCCGCGAAACUCUUCGCCGAGCACGUCAGCGGCUUCGAUGUGAACGCCGGGUGUCCUAAGUCGUUCUCUACAGAUGGGGGCAUGGGCGCCGCCCUUCUUCGUACACCAGAUCUACUAGCCAGCAUUCUGAAAGCCCUUGUGGAAGAGGUGGGCAAACCACACGCAAUCGGAAUAUCGGUCAAGAUUCGUCUUCUUGAGACUCCUGAGCUCACGUCCGAUCUUGUCAACAAGCUUUGCAAGACCGGGAUCACAGGCCUGACUAUCCACUGCCGCACAACGCCCAUGAGGCCACGGGAACGAGCAAUCCGAGAACAAUUGAGGAUGAUUGGUGAUAUCUGCCGAAGUCAUGGAGUUGCCUGCCUCAUGAAUGGUGAUGUCGUUUCGCGCGAGGAGGGUGUGGCCCUGGCCAAGGAGUAUGGUGUAGACGGCGCCAUGAUUGCUACCGCAGCUGAAGCAAACUCGUCAGUCUUUCGCAAGGAAGCGGAUGGUGGUAAAGCACCGUGGCGAGAAGUUGUCCAAGAAUACUUGAAGCUCGCCCUGAGCGUGGAGAACAAGUACGGCAACACAAAGUUCUUACUGUCCCAACUUAUGCCGGGCAAGAACCCAGCGUAUCAGAAAUGUCAGAUGUCCAAAACCUACACCGAGCUUCUCGAGCACUUGGAGAUCAAAGAGGACGCUCUGGUCGCUCAAGCCAAAGAAGUGGACCACAUCUUGAACCUUGAUACCCCUAAGACGACAAAGCACGACAUAAAGAAGGAAAACAAAAGACGUAAUAAGGAACUCCAAGAAGCUGCAGCAGCGCGAAGACGGGAGGCAGACCGGAACAAGCAGACACCGAAACGCAAUCGAACCGCCAGCCCAGAUGGCAGCCGGAAGCGGAAAGCCGAGCUGGCCGCAGAGAAUGCAGGUUUCGAAGGCGAAGGACGAGGAGCACUGGCCGUAGCGGCUUGA